UAAAACCAUAUUUUUCACGAAUUUUUAUUGUCCCCAUUUUUUUUUUUUAUGACUCGUUCCCGUUACCACCGCUUGGGGCGCUUACUGAAACGUGAGAUAAGAAAUGUCGAAAACGUAAUUAAGUUAAAAAUGCGAAUUAAAAAAAAAAUACAUCAAAUUAAUUGUAAUUAAAAUUUAUUCGCGAAUUUAAUUUAUCUUCAUUGAAGUAAAUUAAAUUUACGCGCGUAUACAAUUAAAAACGGAGUUACUUUACGACCGCUACGUCAUCUGUUUAAGUUAACAAAUUUCGGCCGUUCCGAGCCGUUUUUGGCCCCUAAAUUUUCAUUAAAAAUUGAUUUAUGAGCAUUUCUAAAAAUUAAAAUAAAUAAAAUUCGUUAAAUUCUCCCCCCCCCCUUUCCGACUUAAAGCGCGCACUUUCGUGGAUGAUUUUGCGGAGUUAUUUAUGCAAUUAGACUGAAAAAAUAAAGAAUAAACAACGAAUAGAAUGUGGAAUAAUACAUUUCCCUUUGUUUAUAACCGAAGACGUUUAAGAAAAACAAGAAUUAUUCUCAUUACUAUGCGCAUAAUAUGCCGAACCGGUAUAUUUACAGCACUGUAAAUCUUAUCCUUGACUCCCUUUUUUUACUCUCUCUCUAUCUGACGUAUUCUCCGGCUCGAAAGAAAUAAAAUAAAGUAAAAUAUUGCUUAAACUGAACGAAUAAACUGUAAAAAAAAGUCUUAUCUCUUGGUAUCAAGCUGAGAAACACCUGCAUGAGUCGUGUAAUUAAUUAGCAAUAGCAAUAUUGUUACCAGUGAAAAGAGCUUGUAAAAAUAAAAUAUAUAUAUAUAUAUACACAUACACUUUGGCUGAAUGCCAGUUUACAGUUGUAACUGUAUUUAGAAGCUAAUCACACAUCUAAGAAUUAUCUGCAGUUUUGCCUUAUCUAACAGAAACAAGGUCAACACUUAUACAGGAUACAGGGAGACAGUAGUAAGUUUGAACAAAUGGAUCACAAUCUUCUGCCUUUGUAUAUUGUUGAUGCAUUCACUAAAAAAGCAUUUGCUGGAAAUCCUGCAGCUGUCUGCCUAAUUUCCAGGAAACAUGAGCUGCCAGAUGAAAUUUUGCAGAAAAUAGCGGCCGAAAUGAACUUAUCGGAAACUGCCUUCGUCAUAACUUCCGGCGACGAAGACGGCUUUGCUAAAGAAUCAAAGUUUCGUUUGCGCUGGUUUACUCCCAAAGUAGAAGUUUGGUUGUGCGGUCACGCUACAUUGGCUUCUGCAUCCACACUCUUCAACUGUUUAGGUAACACUUCUCCUACCUUAGAAUUCGAGACUCUAGCUGGAAGAGUCUAUGCUUCUAGAAGCCAUAACGGAUUAAUAACGUUGGACUUUCCUCGAAACGAUCCUCGUAAAUUGAGUGAAGAGGAAAUGCAGAUGUUACAGCCUUUGGUUAAUCUUAUAGUAGGACAAUUGGAGUAUGAGGAAGUGCUGGUUUCAUCGGUUGCAGGAAAAUUAAUGAUUCGUUUGCGUGAUAAUUUGUCAAGGAAGGAUUUAGAAUCUAUCAAGUUUUCCUCGCAAACCAUAUUGGAAAUAGAUAAUCCUCUUAGUAUCCGAGGGGCAAUAGUUACAUUAAAAGGAAAUUCAAACAACGGUUGCAUUAACGAUGACGGUAUACAGUAUGAUUUUAUCUCACGUUAUUUUGGUCCUUGGGUUGGUAUAUUAGAAGAUCCCGUAACAGGUUCGGCACACACCAUAUCGGCUCCUUACUGGUCUCGUAUACUGUCCAAAAACAAAUUAUUUGCUUUUCAGUCUUCUCCACGAGGAGGAGAGCUCCAAUUGACUGUAAAAGACCAAAGAGUAGAGAUAAGCGGAGAUUCUGUAGUCAUUGUGAAAGGACAAUUGGAUAUUUCAAGAAAAUAGAAAUGAUAUUAUUUCUAACUACAGAAUUAUUAUGUUUCCAUACAAGAAAAAACUGUAAAUUGUAUGACUCAAAAUUAUAAAAUCAACGUUUUAGAAGCCAAAUUAUAGACAAUUUAUUGCAUUAAUCAGUAUGUUACAUAAGAUAUGAUACUGCUGAACUCCUAAUCAUCAUUUACUUAAACUUUAGAUAAUUAUAAAUAAAAAAUGAUAUGCA
This is a messenger RNA of Centruroides sculpturatus (bark scorpion), 2113 nucleotides long. RefSeq names its product phenazine biosynthesis-like domain-containing protein 1. The transcript is spliced from 8 exons. Gene Ontology annotation, molecular function: isomerase activity. The record is from RefSeq and is a predicted model, not a curated record. Gene Ontology annotation, cellular component: cytoplasm. Lineage: Eukaryota; Metazoa; Arthropoda; Arachnida; Scorpiones; Buthidae. Bases 985 to 1899 code for a protein of 304 amino acids. Gene Ontology annotation, biological process: biosynthetic process.